GUUGCCUACACAGCAUGUACGUAAAACUCACAUAACUGAUGUAAUCUACGUAAAACCACAUUUCGACAAGUUUCAUCACAUCCGACGCGGAGUGAUGGCCGACUUCGGCGUGCGCGCCAAAACCUCGCGGAUUCCGUGGCUUCUGCUGCUCUGGUGGACGCAGAAGAUAUUGUGGCUACGUCGGUGGCUCAAGAUCUGGGUACAGAGGCCUCUCAUGCGGCUUGGUAUGGGCUCAGAAGACGUUGAAGAGGUCGAGAACGAAGAGGUCUCGACUCAUCCGGACGACCAGCAUCCGGAUGCUGCUCUUCCCUGUGGUCUCGUUAAUAGUGGCAAUUUGUGCUUCGUGAGCGCCGUUCUGCAAUGUCUCGCUACAGUCCCAGGCUUCCUGGACGGCGUGGACCGCGCUUUGCGUAUGCGUACACAGCUGCACAUGGUACGGCAGGCAGAUGACACGCAGACGCAGAAACUUAUGGUAGCUGAGACGCUCGUAAGUCUCUUAAGAGGGAUCUCGCCUAUUAAUGAGGAGCUGGAGGCUGAAGCAGAAGCCGGAGCCAGACAGGAACGACAAAGACACAAUCGAGACGACAAUCAGCAGAAAAUGAGACGCUUUAGGACGGCUGCCAGUCGAUGUACCUACUUAAUUUCCAGUGCUGCAUCAAGACAGGAACAACAGGACGCUGAGGAAUUUCUGACGUUCCUUCUGGAGCUGCUACACGACCUACUACGAGCUCCAGCGCAGCCUGUUCGAUCAGAUGAUGAAGAACGACAACAGUUUCUGCGUGCUGAGAAGCUGUGUUCCAAGAAACUCAGAAGCUAUGACCCGAACGACCCCAGAUCAUACAUGCGGGCUGUCGCAAACCUUGGUGAAGUGCGAUGGAAUUAUUUCUUACGACAGAACUCUUCUGUAAUUACCGAUUUGUUUUCGGGACAGACUGUACGUGGCUCCCAGUGCUGUAGUUGUGCGAAUCUCACGUGCCUUCACGAAGAACAAAGAGUCAUUUCACUUACAAUUGCCACAGGGAAAGGUGACCAGACGCUGGCUGAGUGUCUGGAACACUUUCGUCAUCCUGAGCAGCUCACAGGCGAGAAUCGAGUGUUCUGCGACGGCUACUGUCAGGCCAAAACUACCCGCCUCACCCAAAUCUUGUUGCAACGUGUGCCGCCUGUAUUAGUUCUUCGGUUGCAGCGGUUUAAACACACAUCCGUGAGAGGACAUGCAGAGAAAGUGGACACUCCCGUGAGUUUUCCAUGCGGGAGCGACAAUUUCCUGGACAUUACGAUGAACGCUUUCUUCCGGGACGACGAGAAGGGUGUCAAGUUCGAGUUGGUCGGUGUGUGUGCUCAUCUUGGCGGAUCAAAUGAUUCUGGUCACUACGUUGCUUACGUGAGGCAUCGGGCCCCCAGACGAGAUGCUGAAAGUUCUGUUCAGUGGCUCCGAAUUGACGACGAAGUGGUCACAGUGAUAGAGGAAUCCAAACUUCGAAGCGAGACUUUGACCACUGCAUACUUGCUCUUCUACUCUCAAGUGGUCAGAUGAGUAAAUGAAUCCAUGAAAAAAAUAUUAUUGUAUCGCCAGACAAUUUUGAUUGUGAAAUCGGGGGGGGGUUACGCGAUGACACGCAGUUCGAAUGAGAGACUGAAGACUUUAAAGUCUCGGUGUUU
This is a messenger RNA of Phytophthora nicotianae INRA-310, 1662 nucleotides long. RefSeq lists its product as hypothetical. Gene Ontology annotation, biological process: protein deubiquitination. Lineage: Eukaryota; Oomycota; Peronosporomycetes; Peronosporales; Peronosporaceae. Gene Ontology annotation, molecular function: cysteine-type deubiquitinase activity. Bases 95 to 1537 code for a protein of 480 amino acids. The transcript is spliced from 3 exons. The record is from RefSeq and is a predicted model, not a curated record.